AUGACAGCCUUCACCGAGUUCGAAGCCGGCCAUCGGGACUUGGUGACUGUGACCAAGUUCAACUUCUACGGCAAUCGCAUCUUGACAGCCUCUGCGGAUCACCGAAUUAAAGUGUGGGAUCAAAAGGACGAUGGCUGGGAGCUUACAGAUACUUGGCGAGCGCAUGACGCGGAGAUUCGUGAUGCAGCAUGGAAUGGACCAUUUACUGGCCAGCAUAUCGGCACCGUUGGGGAGGACAUGAAAUUUAAACUAUGGCAAGAAGACGUUACGCAAUCCCGCAAUUCUGGGCGACGCUUCCGGAACAUCUUCCGCCUUACUUCGCCCAUUCGUACGCCCUACGUCUCGCUGGACUUUCGAAACAUUGAUCUAGAAUCUUGGCUUGCUCUAAUCACGCGCGAUGGCCUUCUUACCGUCCUAGAACCUGUUGGUGCGGAUAACCUCUCGGAGUGGCAGCAGCUGGACCAAUUUCGCGUUUGCUCGGAGCCCUCGAGAGGUGAUGAGACAAGCUUCAAGGUCCAGUUCCAUCAUGACCCUAUGGACAUGACACAUAUGAUUAUGCCUUCUUGGGACAGUAAGAGCUUGUCCCUUGUGGUUGCAGCGAUGAAUACCGUUAAGGUGUAUCGAAUGGCUGCGAGUAGGAAAUUCUACCACGCCAUAGAGUUAACCGGCCACACAGGUCUCGUGCGAGAUAUCGCAUGGGCGAACGGUUCUGUCCGUGGAUUCGAUAUAAUCGGCAGUGGAUCAAAGGAUGGCACUAUCAAGAUAUUUGAGAUAUACACGUCUGUUACAAAUGGCGGGAAUAAUAGCCAGAAUGGGUCUACAAAUAACAACGCAUCUCGGACCCCGACACACUCCGGCAUUGGAACUGCGCUUGCGAGCCAAACAACCACGGCGCUUGUAGAUUCGAGAAAGAACAGCGAGAGUCCGUUUAAACAUACGUUUAGAGAGGUCGCUUCGAUUGAUAGUAAACACCUUGAUGUUUGGCAGGUUCAGUUUUCUCAUGCAGGUGAUUGCCUGCUCUCCUCUGGAGACGAUGGUUCUCUCCGGUUCUGGAAACGAGCUACCUCGGGAGACUGGUUAGAGUUCGCAGAAACCUCAAUGGACAACAACUAG
Messenger RNA from Arthroderma uncinatum, 1113 nucleotides. Its product is annotated as nucleoporin seh1. The coding region runs from base 1 to 1113 and encodes 370 amino acids. Lineage: Eukaryota; Fungi; Ascomycota; Eurotiomycetes; Onygenales; Arthrodermataceae. Gene Ontology annotation, biological process: cellular response to amino acid starvation; positive regulation of TORC1 signaling. The record is from RefSeq and is a predicted model, not a curated record. Gene Ontology annotation, cellular component: Seh1-associated complex; nuclear pore outer ring. Gene Ontology annotation, molecular function: protein binding; structural molecule activity. The transcript has 3 exons.